Saccostrea cuccullata (small rock oyster) is the source of this 370-nucleotide messenger RNA. RefSeq names its product C-type mannose receptor 2-like. The transcript has 3 exons. The record is from RefSeq and is a predicted model, not a curated record. Bases 1 to 348 code for a protein of 115 amino acids. NCBI's taxonomy places the organism in Eukaryota, Metazoa, Mollusca, Bivalvia, Ostreida, Ostreidae.
AUGAGAUGUGUCGCCAUGGGAGGUUACCUGGUGUCCAUUGACCAGUCCCACGAAAACACCUACGUAAGACAUAUGUGCAGCAUUUACGGAUAUAGAAGAGGAGCAUGGUUGGCUUUAAAUGACGUUCUGAGACCAAACAAACAUAGAUGGUGCUGGGGAUUUACGGUCAAGCCAUGCCACAAAUUUGACUGGUACGGUCAGGAACCAGUUUAUCAUGAACAUGGCGACUACAACUGCGGUGUAUUCUGGAGAUCAUACAAAUACCACUGGCAUGUUGACAGCUGUGGUCAGGCUAACAACUAUGUCUGCGAGAGACCACUGGGAAAACCAUGCCGCUGUUCUUAUUAGAAAUGUAUCUUAAAUAAAGGGC